CAUUAGAAAAUUCUAGCAAGUGCCAAAAUUAGAUCUUAACUAAUGCAACUAUAUAUAAUUACGUCAUCAUAAGGAUUUCCAAAAUGAAUCAAGGAAUAAGUUUCGUUUUUAAAAUUGAUUCAUAGUCUAUAAAGGAUAAAAAAAUGUUUAUGGUGUUCUUGUUGGGGUUAAUCGUAAGCAGUGUAACAGCCGCGGAGUACGGUACUUGCAAAACCUGUUUUGAUGGCUACACGGGGGCACAAUGUACACAGGCUCUUUGCUAUGGAGAAACCACAUGUUUCAAUGGCGGGACUUGUUCUUCACCAAAUAAUUGCACAUGUCCCGAAAAUUAUAUCGGAUCGAAAUGUGAACAAGCCUUGUGUUAUGGAUCAGUGACAUGUGAAAAUGGUGGGACAUGUACAUCUCCAGACGAAUGUUCUUGCACGGAAGGGUUUACUGGUCAAAGAUGUGAAACAGAAGUCAGCGGGCAUACAAGUAGCAGUGGAAGCUCCAUCCCUAACUCACAUAUGGUCAUUGUAAUGCUCAUUGUUAAGAUAUUCCACAUGGCUCAUAAUUUUUUUGUUUAAAAACACAUGGCUCCAACAAAUAUAGUAUUUGGUUUUCUACACAUGACUCUUACAGAUAUAGUAUUUGGUUAAUUACACAUGACUCUUACAUGUUUAGUAUAUUGUUAACUACGCAUGACUCUUACAGAAAUAGCAUUUGAAUAACUAAAUAUGUAUCUUACAAAUAUAGUAUUUGGUUAUCUACACAUGACUCUUAUAGAUAUAGUAUUUGGUUAACUACACAUGACUCUUACAGAUAUAGUAUUUGGUUAACUACACAUGACUCUUACAGAUAUAGUAUUUGGUUAACUACACAUGACUCUUACAGAUAUAGUAUUUGGUUAACUACACAUGACUCUUACAGAUUUAGUAUUUGGUUAUCUACACAUGACUCUUACAGAUAUAGUAUUUGGUUAACUACACAUGACUCUUACAUGUUUAGUAUUUUGUUAACUACGCAUGACUCUUACAGAAAUAGCAUUUGAAUAACUAAAUAUGUAUCUUACAAAUAUAGUAUUUGGUUAACUACACAUGACUCUUACAGACAUAGUAUUUGGUUAACUACACAUGACUCUUACAGAUAUAGUAUUUGGUUAACUACACAUGACUCUUACAAAUAUAGUAUUUGGUUUACUACACAUGACUCUUACAGAUAUAGUAUUUGGUUAACUACACAUGACUCUUACAUGUUUAGUAUUUUGUUAACUACGCAUGACUCUUACAGAAAUAGCAUUUGAAUAACUAAAUAUGUAUCUUACAAAUAUAGUAUUUGGUUUUCUACACAUGACUCUUACAGACAUAGUAUUUGGUUAACUACACAUGACUCUUACAGACAUAGUAUUUGGUUAACUACACAUGACUCUUACAGACAUAGUAUUUGGUUAUCUACACAUGACUCUUACAGACAUAGUAUUUGGUUAACUACACAUGACUCUUACAGAUAUAGUAUUUGGUUAACUACACAUGACUCUUACAGAUAUAGUAUUUGGUUAACUACACAUGACUCUUAUAGAUAUAGUAUUUGGUUAACUACACAUGACUCUUACAUGUUUAG
Molecule: messenger RNA, 1599 nt
Organism: Ruditapes philippinarum (Manila clam)
Lineage: Eukaryota; Metazoa; Mollusca; Bivalvia; Venerida; Veneridae
Product: wnt inhibitory factor 1-like
Exons: 5
Coding region: 144-566 (140 amino acids)
Source: RefSeq, a predicted model, not a curated record